AUGGAGAAAGGAGGACUUUACAAUAGAGGUAGCAUCUUACUUAGCAAGUCAAAGAAGAGCGUCAAUAAAAAUCACACAUUUGCUGUAAUUAUUGCUUGCUCUUAUAUAUUUCUAUAGGAUAAAGAGGCUGAAGAAUAAGUUGAUUCAUUCAAGAGAAAGCAAGAGAAGAUGUCGCAAGUACACGAGCACCGUAGAAUUUAGAUUUAUGGAUCCAAAGAAGAAUAAAAGUAGCUAGCAAAAACCUAUCACAACGAAUGUGACAAUCUAGUCUACUGGUAAAACACAAAGAAAAAAGACGAACAAAGAAGAGACUAAUUCGAAACCAAGAGAUGCAAUGAUUUAUUCACAUCUCAAUGUGAGGCAGCUAGACAAUAGGAGAUUGCCAAGAGAGAGAUGCUGAAGAGAGUAUAAGAGGAAAAUCUAAUGAUGUCAUCCAAUAGAAAGAGAACUGAAGUUGUCAGUAAUGUUCAAGAGAAUAUCAAGAGACAACAAGAUAUCAAUAAUGCUAAGCACACCUACUCCACUAUGAUUAGAUGA
Messenger RNA from Stylonychia lemnae, 537 nucleotides. The record is from the annotation of a GenBank genome assembly. Lineage: Eukaryota; Ciliophora; Spirotrichea; Sporadotrichida; Oxytrichidae.